AUGAUCAACUUCUAUCGGAGAUUCAUUCCAAACUGUUCUAACAUUCUGACUCCCCUUACCAACUUAUUACAGAAGAAGAAUAAAACUAUUAUACUUGAGAAUGAAGCCUUGGACGCCUUUCGAGCAGCUAAAACCGCUCUAGGCAAUUUUUCUAAGCUCAGUUUCUUAGAGGACGACCCUCAGUCGGAUAUCUACCUGACUACUGACGCUAGCGAAACAGCAAUAGGCGCAGUCAUUGAACAAGUCCGUCCUUCUCAGCCUGUGACCACACCCCCAGUUUCUUACUCUUUUAUUCAAGACUUACGCCUUAAAAUGGCAAACCUAUGUUAUACACCACCGCGGCACUGCCCGAGUGAUAUAUAUUUACCGCACCAGCUCCAGGACUGCGAGUUUGUAUUUGUUCGUAACGACUCUGUCAAGCGGCCUCUUACGCCGGCCUACACAGGCCCAUACCGCGUUCUUAAACGCGCGGACAAAUAUUUCCAAAUACAAAAAGGUAUUCACACCGACAACGUUUCAAUAGAUCGGUUGAAGCCUGCUUUUAUAGAGAAACCGUCGUCCCAUACUACUUCCCAAUCAACUCCGCAAGUUCAGGAGAAUUUCAAGACACCUGUUUCUCUCGACAAGCCUAAGUAUACCAGCUCUGGUCGAAAAGUCACCUUUCCAAAGAAAUUUGAAACAUUCUAUUAUUAUUAG
Molecule: messenger RNA, 696 nt
Organism: Acanthosepion pharaonis
Lineage: Eukaryota; Metazoa; Mollusca; Cephalopoda; Sepiida; Sepiidae
Source: the annotation of a GenBank genome assembly